GUCAAUCGGUCCUCCGCCACGCCACCAACAGCAGCAGACCGAGGCCUUUUUCUCGAUCCCACUUCCGCAUCCCGACCGACCACCCAUCCACCUACCCGGUACCUGCGCGACAGGAAGAAGCACAAGUCGCAGUGUUCAAGCGGCUCGCUCAAUUGGCAUCCCCAGAACCUCGAAUUGAUUGCAUCCCUCCUGCUCUCGAGCCACAGCCACAAUGGCAGCUCUCCGCUCCUCGUGCGCCGCCCGCCUCUUCGGCUCGGCGACAUCGCGCCCGGCUUUUCGCCUCGCCGCCGCCGCCCCCGUCCGCGGCUUCGCGCAGCUGGCCGACGCCGCGCAGGAGAGCCAGACUGCGUCGGGCGACCAGAAGGCGCGCAUCAAGACGUUCCAGGUCUACCGCUGGAACCCCGACACGCCCACCGAGAAACCCACCAUGCAGAGCUACUCCCUCGACCUCAACAAGACGGGCCCCAUGGUCCUCGACGCCUUGAUACGCAUCAAGAACGAGCUCGACCCCACCCUCACCUUCCGCCGCAGCUGCAGAGAGGGCAUCUGCGGGAGCUGCGCCAUGAACAUCAACGGAACCAACACCCUAGCCUGCCUUUGCCGCAUUCCCACCGAGGUCAAUGCCGAGAUGAAGAUCUACCCGCUCCCGCACACGUACGUGGUCAAGGACCUGGUACCCGACCUCACGCAGUUCUACAAGCAGUACAAGUCGAUCAAGCCGUACCUGCAGCGAGACACACCGUCUCCCGACGGCAAGGAGUAUAGACAGAGCAAGGCGGACCGGAGGAAGCUGGACGGGCUCUACGAGUGCAUCCUGUGCGCGUGCUGCUCGACGUCGUGCCCGUCGUACUGGUGGAAUUCGGAGGAGUACCUGGGCCCGGCCAUGCUGCUGCAGUCGUACCGUUGGCUGGCCGACUCGCGCGACGAGCGCACCGCCGAGCGCAAGGACGCCCUCAACAACUCCAUGAGCCUGUACCGCUGCCACACCAUCCUCAACUGCACCCGCACGUGCCCCAAGGGCCUCAACCCCGGCCUGGCCAUUGCCCAGAUCAAGAAGGAGAUGGCGUUUUGAGAAGACGAGAGGGAAAGAAGAUUGCAAACGGGGAUGCUUUAAUGGUUGGGUUAAGGGUAAAAAACAGAAGUACCAAAUAGGGAGAAAUGGUGUGGUGGUGGGAGAGAGAAGAAGAUUGCGGUGGGCACCGCUGAAACACAUACGCAGACAUUGCUGCGGACUUUUAUAGAUGUUGUAAACUUGUACCUCGGUUUCUCCUGCAUAGUUAGAGUUUACUUUGUCACAGUACGUACCAGCACAUAGGAAAUGACUUUUUUUUGAGAGA
Lasiosphaeria miniovina is the source of this 1337-nucleotide messenger RNA. Its product is annotated as putative succinate dehydrogenase iron-sulfur protein precursor. Lineage: Eukaryota; Fungi; Ascomycota; Sordariomycetes; Sordariales; Lasiosphaeriaceae. Bases 212 to 1072 code for a protein of 286 amino acids. Gene Ontology annotation, cellular component: mitochondrial membrane. Gene Ontology annotation, molecular function: 2 iron, 2 sulfur cluster binding; electron transfer activity. The transcript has 3 exons. The record is from RefSeq and is a predicted model, not a curated record. Gene Ontology annotation, biological process: aerobic respiration; tricarboxylic acid cycle; respiratory electron transport chain.